CUGCGAUCGCUGCCGUUCGCGUUGCUCGUCGUGGUCCUCGUCGGGAGAGGCGAGGGCAACCCGAUGGACAACGUCGCAACAGAGAGGCUGGCUGAGGAAAGCCACCGCCAAGACAGUGCCAACCUCCUCAUCUUCAUCAUGCUCCUCACGCUCACCAUCCUCACUAUAUGGCUCUUCAAACACAGGCGUUUUCGGUUCCUGCACGAAACGGGGCUCGCGAUGAUCUACGGUCUUCUGGUGGGCGUGAUCUUACGGUUUGGUGUCCACGUGCCCCCGAGCAUGAGCGACGUAGUGCAGGGAUGUGCGGUGAACGCCAGUCCCGCCACUUUGCUUGUCAACGUCAGCGGGCGAUUCUACGAAUACACGCUAAAGGGCGAAGUCAGUCGCGGCAAAGGCCGCCAAGUGCAGGACGAUGAGAUGCUGAGAAAGGUUACUUUUGACCCAGAAGUCUUUUUCAACAUUUUGCUGCCCCCAAUCAUCUUCCAUGCUGGCUACAGUCUAAAACGGAGACAUUUUUUCCGCAACAUCGGCUCCAUCCUGGCCUAUGCUUUCAUGGGAACUGUUAUAUCCUGCUUUAUUAUAGGGCUCAUCAUGUACGGAUUUGUGUCCUUCAUGAAAGUGGUGGGCCAGCUGGGGGGAGAUUUUUACUUCACUGACUGUCUCUUCUUUGGGGCCAUCGUAUCAGCGACGGACCCAGUGACAGUGCUGGCUAUUUUCAAUGAGCUGAAGGUAGACGUGGACCUGUACGCUUUACUUUUUGGGGAGAGCGUGCUCAAUGACGCCGUGGCGAUUGUUCUCUCAUCUUCCAUUGUGGCCUACCAGCCGGCGGGAGACAACAGCCACAGUUUUGAGGCCAUGGCCAUGCUCAAGUCCUUUGGCAUUUUCCUGGGUGUCUUCAGCGGAUCAUUUGCGCUUGGCGUGGCCACCGGUGUUGUGACGGCGCUCGUGACCAAGUUUACGAAGCUGAGGGACUUCCCCUUGCUGGAGACGGCACUGUUUUUCCUCAUGUCCUGGAGCACCUUCCUGUUGGCAGAGGCCUGCGGUUUUACUGGCGUGGUUGCGGUGCUGUUCUGUGGCAUCACCCAGGCUCAUUACACCUAUAACAAUCUCUCUCGUGACUCACAGGAUCGGACCAAACAGUUAUUCGAGCUGCUCAACUUUCUGGCAGAGAACUUCAUCUUCUCCUACAUGGGACUGACGCUCUUCUCCUUUCAGUCGCACGUCUUCAACCCUCUGUUCAUCAUCGGCGCCUUUGUGGCGGUGUUCUUGGGGAGGGCGGCAAACAUUUAUCCAUUGUCUUUCCUGCUCAACCUGGGCCGCAAGAACAAGAUCGGAUCCAAUUUUCAACAUGUCAUGAUGUUUGCAGGCUUGCGCGGAGCCAUGACAUUCGCCCUUUCCAUCCGAGACACAGCCACUUACGCCCGCCAGAUGAUGUUCUCCACCACCUUGCUGAUCGUCUUCUUCACUGUGUGGAUCUGCGGAGGUGGCACUAUGCCUAUGCUGUCCUUCAUGAGCAUUCCUGUGGGCGUGGACUCUGAUCAAGACCACACGAGUUCGGGAAUGUUGGAUGGUUCAUUGAGGAGGAACACAAAGCAUGAAAGCGCUUGGCCCUUCAGGAUCUGGUACAACUUUGAUCACAACUACCUGAAACCGCUCCUGACCCACAGCGGCCCCCCUCUCACCGCCACCCUGCCCGCCUGUUGUGGACCGUUGGCGCGGUGCCUCACUAGCCCCCAAGCAUACGAGAAUGAAGGGCAACUCCACGACGACGACUCCGACUUUAUUCUGAACGACGCCAGAGUGAGCUCCAUGUAUGCCGACGUCACCGUCAGUACGGACGGCUCGGGCUCCAGCGGCGUCAAGCGUCACCGCCCAUCCGACGAGGGCCUGGAUCACGAACUAGCGCUGGCCGAGCACGAGGUGCCCAUCCGGGGAACCCGCCUGGUCUUGCCAAUGAACGACCCCGCCGAUCCCCCGACGACCGUGACCCUACCUCCGCCACCUUCGCCGCCCCGUUCGGACCCCCGUAGGCACAGACUGUAA
Messenger RNA from Nerophis lumbriciformis (worm pipefish), 2043 nucleotides. The record is from RefSeq and is a predicted model, not a curated record. Lineage: Eukaryota; Metazoa; Chordata; Actinopteri; Syngnathiformes; Syngnathidae.